AUGGCGGAAGAAAGCUGUUGUGGCUGCGCUUCGCUCGACCCGAACGAUGAGUAUGACACGGGGCUGCACGUCGGCUCGAUCUUUAUCAUCUUUGCGGUGUCUGCUGCAGGCACCUUGCUGCCUGUCGUCUCGCAAAGGAUCUCUUAUUGCAAUACCAACUCGAUCAUCAUGGAAGCGAUCGGUGCGUUUGCCUACGGCGUAGUCCUGGCCACGGGCCUUAUCCACAUGGUCAACGAAGGUAUCGAGAAGUUGAGCAACGAGUGCCUCGGUCCCAUUGUUGAAGACUACGGAAGCCUUGGCCUGGCCUUCGUCCUCAUCACACUAGUGCUCAUGCAUUUCAUCGACUGCGAGAGCUCCGUCUUCUUUGGCGCUCAAGGCUCGAUGCUCCACGGUCACGGUCACGACCAUGGGGCGCCCGUAACGCAAGAGGUGUUUACGACUCCGGACGGGCUCAAUUACACUCCUGACGAGGAACUGUACCAAGUGAAGCCUCAUGCCAGCAGUGCCCACGCCUCGACGACUCGCCGCAAAAUGGCGACCUUCAUCUUCGAGGCCGGCGUGCUCUUCCACUCGGUCAUUAUUGGCAUCGACCUGGGCGUCACGACAGGAUCCGAAUUCAACACGUUGCUCGCAGCGCUGUGCUUUCACCAGUUCUUUGAGGGUAUCGCUAUCGGGACUGCUGCACUGAGCUCGCUCGAGAGCAAGACGAAGCUCUUCAUGCUGAACUUUGCCUUCGCUAUCACGACUCCUAUCGGUCAAGUGAUUGGCAUUGCCAUCCAUAGUACGUACUCGGAAACCUCAACGACCGCUCUGUGGGUGCAGGGCACGCUCGACUGUGUCGCUGGCGGCAUCUUACUCUACACGGGUCUAGUGGAGCUACUGACGCACAACAUGACCACGAACAGCACGUUCUUGUCUCGAUCGGCACUGCAGCGAUUCACGAUGUACCUCUUCCUAUGGCUGGGUGCCGGCUUGAUGGCACUCAUCGGCAAGUGGGCGUAA
Hyaloperonospora brassicae is the source of this 1002-nucleotide messenger RNA. The record is from the annotation of a GenBank genome assembly. NCBI's taxonomy places the organism in Eukaryota, Oomycota, Peronosporomycetes, Peronosporales, Peronosporaceae.